Messenger RNA from Asterias rubens (European starfish), 1295 nucleotides. Its product is annotated as 39S ribosomal protein L48, mitochondrial-like. The transcript is spliced from 6 exons. Lineage: Eukaryota; Metazoa; Echinodermata; Asteroidea; Forcipulatida; Asteriidae. Gene Ontology annotation, cellular component: mitochondrial ribosome. The record is from RefSeq and is a predicted model, not a curated record. Gene Ontology annotation, biological process: translation. Gene Ontology annotation, molecular function: structural constituent of ribosome. Bases 82 to 642 code for a protein of 186 amino acids.
CCCAUACUUUUGCAUGCACACAAGUAGAGCAGAACAUUCAUUACUGUCUUCGGUUAUUUUUGCUAACUUUAUUGUCAAAAUAUGUUGAAACACACGGUAUUUAGAAGUCUAUUCAGCAGGAAAGUAUACAGCAGACUUAGGAGUGGCAGGUUACUAGCAGUGGUUCAUCCUGCUCGUCAAAUCAGUAACUAUGAAGAUGAAAUUGAAGAUCUCAAAAUACAGCAGAUACCUGAGCAGGUUAUUCCUGAACCCAGUGACUCUAGAGUCCAUGAGAUCAUGAACUUCUUCAUUCAGGGGUAUGAUUGUUCGGCUGUAGAGCACUACGCUCAGUACACCCACAACCUGGCCAAGAACAUGGAUCUUAUGAUAUUUGACAGUUAUGCAAUGCCCACCAAGAGGACUCUGGUACACACAUUACAGACUCCAGGUCUCAAGGAUAAUAUGAAGCCCAGAGACUUCACAAUCAAAACCCAUGAAAGAGUCAUACAGUUACAAGAACUUCAAGGGACGAUAGCACCCAUUUUUCUUGAAUUACUCCAAGUGAAUCUACCAGAAGGAGUUACGCUUAAAGUAGAACCGCACACACAGUACCACAACACGCAGAGAUAUAUACAGAAAGAAAUACCCAAGGAUCUUUUGUGAUCUACAGUCGUCUACAUUAUCAAACACUCUCAGAAAGUAGAUUUUUUCUAACUUCAAGACUGUGCUAGGAACUGUUUUGCGUCUCGAAUCAACUACAGACGUCACCCUUUUGUCAUUUUAUUAGAACACCAAGGAGGUUGCACUUUCUGAACUGCUGAUUUUUAUCAUUAUUAUAUAUUUCCGGUAAUGAAACCAAGGAUGCCUCAUAAGUGACUUAAUCCCUGUUGCUCACAAGCCUGAGGAAACCUGAAAACAAGGAUGCUUGCUAUGUAAACCAGAAACACUGGGGUUAACCCCUGAUCGUUCACAAUAAGUGUCCGGGGUUCAUUUACAUGCCUUUCCAAACCUAGUACCUACAUCUAAAUGUGCCAUCGAAGGACAAAGCAAUUAAGGUUAAGUUUUUUGCUCGAGGACACGAGUGUCAAAACUGGAACUCUAACCCACACUAUGUUGAUCAGAAACACCAGAACUUAAGUCCAGCGCUCUCAGCCGCUCGCUGAUUUAAAGUCUGCUGCACAGUGGAAUGCCUGGUUGGAUAUUCAAGUCGGCUGUUGGCUGCCAGCAUAACAAUGGACCGGUCCGGCCUGUCAAUCAAACUGUGCGCGUUCACCCAUUUAACCAAUCGCAGCAAUGAUUGUGGUCGGACAAACUUG